Molecule: messenger RNA, 1174 nt
Organism: Acaulospora morrowiae
Lineage: Eukaryota; Fungi; Glomeromycota; Glomeromycetes; Diversisporales; Acaulosporaceae
Source: the annotation of a GenBank genome assembly
GAGUUGGAAUCAACUGGUCCUAAAUCUAUGGUCCGUUCAGCAUCGUUUGCGAAAAACAAAAAGGUCGCAUUGAAACGAAAGAGGGAUGAUCUAUUGGACAACGAAUUGAAUAAGGAAAAAGAUCCGUCGAUGUCUGACACAGUUGGUGAAGCAACUAAGUUAAUUGAAGAAAGCGCAGGUAAUACAGAUGAUAUCAAUAAUGGUCAUGGGUCACCCGAUCGACUUGCAUCGCUCUCGCAAAAAACAUCUGCUCGAAAGAAAGUUAAAAUAAAUAAAGUUUCCAAGCAGGACGCAAACGAUGGACAAGGUAGUUUAAACCUGAGCCAUGUGAAUCCCCUAAACAACACAUCCGACGAUAGAUCAACGUCUAUAAAUGGUAGAAUUACCUCGCAAAAGAAAAAGCAUAAUAUAAGAACGACUAUUCGUGGAAAGAAUGUGCUGAGAAAGACCUCACUCAACGAAGAGGAUAGUGCUGAGAUAAUUUCUGAGAGCAUCGUGAUUAAUUCCCCUUCUAUGAACAUUGAGGAACAUAAAUCUAGAGUAAAUGGAAAUUUUACUCUACAGACAAACGAAACGCUAUUAAAAGGAAAUUCCAAGAAAGAGUCAUCUAGUAAAAAAAAGAAAAAGCGUACUAAGGUUUCUGAUCAAGAGAUUUCCGACGAAAUUUUAAAACUGACUAGUUCAACAAUAAGCCAAGUGCAAAAUGGUAUGUCUUCUCCUCAGUCUCCAAUAAAUGGGUCAACGGAAGGGUUUAAUUUACUGAAUGGAGAUGAUAUCGAAAUCAAAGAAGAAAAUGAUUCGAUAAACAUAGCAACACCAAAGACCAUCGAAGGUGAUGAUGAAACAUCGACACCGAGUGCGACUUCGACUAGGAAUGGACGAAAUAGUAUGCCUGCACAAAAAGAAAAAGGCAAUGUUUCACAGCAAAGAGGGGGAAGGCGCUCUCCGUCAUUGAGAAUAAGAAAAGGAACAUCGAGAAAGAAAUCUCGUUCUUCUCCAUCAAAUGGAAGAUCAAGAAGUGUAAAAACGGUCGAAGUACUUGAUUCCGAUAACGAAUUUGUUGUGGAUAACGCUAUACCUACUUCACGCGCUGAUCGUGGAGAAUCAUUAGGACAAUUACAAGUAAGGCCUGUUGAGGCCAACCUGUCUCGAUCGGGACGACGGCGUACCAAAA